UCCACUUCGACCUCUGGGCAGCAAUGCCGUCUAGAGAGCAGUGGUCGACGACAUAGAAAGCUAGGCCUCGUGCAGAACCCCGACAUACACUACAAGCGCCAUGUCGACAAACUAUCAAGACUACCUCGAGCUGCUGUCUGCCGAGCAGCACGUCCAGGUGGACAAGCUGCGCGAGGCGGCGCGCAACGGCGUGCUGCCCAAAGUCCGCGGAGAAGUAUGGAUGUACCUCCUCGGCGUGCUGGACUCGGACAAGACGUCGGAGAUGACGUCCCUCAAGGCCCUGCGGCAAGAGUACAACGCGCUCCCGUCCACCCUUCCCUCUGACCUGGCGUCUCUGCUGCUCAAGACGGCCCUGGCGCACCACAACCGGCGGUUCGAGUCGCCGACCUACGAGAGCCUGAUCUCGUCUAUCACCGCCGAGCCCGGCUCGGCGCCGGGCGGCACAGCGUCCAACAACUCGGCGCCGGGGUCGCGCGCCGCGUCAACAGGCUACGGAAUGACGCCGCUCGCUGGCCUCGCAGCGCAGGGGAGCGCGAGCCCCGGCCCGCCGCAGGACGACCGGGGCGGCUCGGGCCCGCUCGUGCCCCCGCCGACCGCGUCGCCCACGCGCGCGCAGUACCUCUCGCUGAUGGAGGACGUGCUCGGCAAGUACUGGCACAGCGCGGACUGCCAGCCGUCGUCGAUCGAGGUCGCCGCCGGCGCCGGCGACAGUACGGGCCCGCGCACCAAGUGGCUGCCCGGCCAGCCGCCGGCACCAGCAGACUGGGUGUACCUCGCCACGCCGUUCGUGUGCUGUCUCGCCCGCCCGAUGGCCGUGUUCUACGGGUUUGAGGCGCUGAUGAACAAGCUGAAGGCAUGGCCGCCAUUACCGUCGCGGCUUGGCUCGGUGCUCGGCCUGUUCCGCUUGGCGCUGCCCGAGCUGCACGAGUACUUUGAGGACGAGCAGGUGCCGAUGACGGCCGUAGCGAUGAGCUGGAUGACGUCGCUGCUGUCCCGUGAGAUGUGGCUCCCCGACGUGCUCCGGUUGUGGGACUCGUACCUCGCCUCGGACGACAUGUUCGUCUUGCACUGCUACGUGUGCGUCGCGAUUCUCUUCACGUGUAAAGAGACGCUCGAGGAGCUCGACGGGUCAGAAGCCAAGCUCAUGCUGCUUGACCUCCCGCCGCUCGACGUGGACAGGUUGCUCCACGACGCGGCAAAUCUCAAGGUCGCGUUCCCGCUCCCCAUGCCCGUCACAGACGACCCAGACGAGUACGACGACGACUAGGUGCAUAUCUAUAUUCUUAGCUGUU
Molecule: messenger RNA, 1292 nt
Organism: Vanrija pseudolonga
Lineage: Eukaryota; Fungi; Basidiomycota; Tremellomycetes; Trichosporonales; Trichosporonaceae
Gene: TBC1D13
Product: TBC1 domain family member 13
Exons: 6
Coding region: 101-1267 (388 amino acids)
Biological process (GO): activation of GTPase activity
Molecular function (GO): GTPase activator activity
Source: RefSeq, a predicted model, not a curated record